This is a messenger RNA of Rhododendron vialii, 600 nucleotides long. RefSeq lists its product as uncharacterized. Bases 1 to 600 code for a protein of 199 amino acids. The record is from RefSeq and is a predicted model, not a curated record. Lineage: Eukaryota; Viridiplantae; Streptophyta; Magnoliopsida; Ericales; Ericaceae. The transcript is spliced from 2 exons.
AUGUUGGCUCGAGAGUUGGAACAACAGGCCACCGAGGGGGAAACGUUGGGUCCAGAGUUAAUACAACAAACAGCUGAUGGUGUUAGGUUGAUUAGGGAACGAUUGAAAAUUGUGCAGAGCCGACAAAAGAGUUAUGCGAAUAAAAGGAGACGUGAUCUAGAGAUUGCGGUUGGCGACUUUGUAUUUAUUCGUGUUUCACCUUGGAAAGGGGUUAUUCAUUUUCAAAAGAAAGGGAAAUUGGCACCAAGAUACAUUGGUCCUUAUGAAAUUGUCGGAAGAGUUGGCGUUACAGCUUAUUGUUUGGCAUUACCGGUUGAGUCGGCUCGGUUGCACAUGUUUCAUGUCUCUAUGCUUCAGAAAUUCAUGGGAGACCCAUCACUUAUUAUGGGUUCGAAACCGUUGGAACUUUCUGAGGAUUUGUCCUACGAGGAGACACUGGUUGAGAUUCUUGAUCGAAAGGAGAAGGUUUUAUGUUCUAAGGUGAUACCCUAUGUGAAAGUGUUGUGGCAGAAUCACAAAGUUGAGGAGGCCACGUGGGAGGGCGAGGAGUUGAUGAAACAAAGUAUCCGCAUUUGUUUUAGUCAGAUGAUGGAAGUUUGA